CCAAAUCCCCUCUCACACGCUAGACAGGCACGAUAAUCAGGCUGUGUUUUUAUAAAACACAGCUAAAGAACUGCUGAAAAAAAAAAAAUUAAAACCCAUCAACAAUGGCGGAUUUAGAGGCCACAGUAGUGAUUCCAAAGGUGAUCACAUUCCUCUCUUCUCUCCUCCAACAAGUAGCGGAAUCGAACGAUGUUACCCAUCAGCUAUACCCACAGAGGAUCUCGGUGUUCCAUGGCCUCACCAGGCCUAACAUAUCUAUUCAAAACUAUUUGGAAAGAAUCUUCAAGUACGCCAAUUGUAGUCCCUCCUGUUUCGUCGUUGCCUACGUUUAUCUUGAUCGCUUUGCCCAGAGACAGCUUUCUUUUCCCAUCAAUUCAUUCAAUGUUCAUAGGCUGCUUAUCACCAGCGUCUUGCUUUCUGUCAAGUUCUUGGAUGACAUAUAUUAUAAUAAUGCUUACUUUGCUAAAGUUGGAGGAAUCAGCACAGCAGAGAUGAAUCUUCUUGAAGUGGAUUUCUUGUUUGGUUUAGGGUUCCAAUUAAAUGUGACACCCACCACUUUCCACACUUACUGCUCCUACCUCCAGAGAGAGAUGUUGAUGCAAUGUCCUGAUCAAUUGGUAGACAAUUCUCUAAAUAUAUCAAGGCCCCUCAAAAUCCACUGUUGUUUAAAUGAAGAUGAAUCCACCCAUCAAAAGCAACUUGCUGUUUAGACCCUUUUUUAGGAUAGCUAGGAAAAUCUGGAUCAUUGAUGAUAAAGACAAAAAAGGGUAGAUUUUUAGCAAUAGUACUUUGUAGGGUGUUGUUCAUGUGGGACAUGAAAUUCUGCUUUGACAUCUAGUCAAAGCUCUCAUUUGGGUUUCCAUGAUUUGAACCUGGCAGUGUGCUUUUGGCACAUUUUUCACUCUGAUUAUGCUUCAGUUUUUAGUCGGCA
Molecule: messenger RNA, 931 nt
Organism: Hevea brasiliensis (rubber tree)
Lineage: Eukaryota; Viridiplantae; Streptophyta; Magnoliopsida; Malpighiales; Euphorbiaceae
Product: cyclin-U4-1
Exons: 2
Coding region: 105-710 (201 amino acids)
Biological process (GO): regulation of cyclin-dependent protein serine/threonine kinase activity
Molecular function (GO): protein kinase binding
Source: RefSeq, a predicted model, not a curated record